AUGAAAUGGGAGAAGUUAAAGCCUCUGGAGCCAGAUGAUCCCAUGUGCUGCUGCGAGUGUGAUAUCUACCAGUACGGAUGCUGCUGUGACUGUGAAGAUCUGGACGAGGCCUUUAACAGGUGGCUGAGACACAAACCCCCUCACAGCAGAUGUCACUCUCCUGUUCUCGGGGCCCUGAUUGACAACUUGGAGAUCUCCAUGAUCCCGGCCCUGGUGCUGCUGCCUCUGCUGCUCCGGGCCGCAGCGCUGCACCACCUGCUGGGCAUCAUCAUCCUGACAGCUCUGCCCAGCCUGGUCCUCUGGUACUACUACGCCACGCACCGCAAGAGGAGACGCACCCUCUUCUUCCUCACUCUGGCGCUGUUCUCUCUGGCCUACAUGUAUUACCUCUUCAUCACAGAGAUUCUACCGCGUGGGGACGUCAGCCAUCUGCAGCUGUGCACUGUGACUGCUGGGAUGAUCCUCACCAUCGGAUCUCUCAUUCACACCAAGAGAGGCCCAGGGUUUCACACCACCUCCUAUCACAGCCAGAGUGAGGAGGUUAACAAGGACUCUACACAUCUUAAUGGAUCCAUCCAAUCAGCGGCCUCCUCCUCCUCUCCUCCUGCCCUGACAGAAAAGUGGAGCAGAUGCUCUGUGUGCAAAACAAUGCGACCCCCGCAGGCCGGACACUGUCGAACCUGUGAAUCCUGCGUCAAGCGUCUGGACCACCACUGUGUCUGGUGGGUUGGAUUUGAUAUUAUAACAUCUUUAUACUUCUUUGAAUUGUACAUUCACACCACAUCAUGAAAGUGAAUAUUGAAUUAUGACAGAUUAGAUAACUGCCCUGUAAUUACACAACAACGUUCACGUCUUAAUUCCCUGCAAACUGUGGUAACAAUUUGAGCAUGUCUAGGCCCUGAAAAAGCCCCAAAAGGGAAAUACAAAUCCUUCGAAAUACAAUAGGGCCUCCCACCGGAGGUGCUCGGGCCCUAACUAGUCACCAAAGCAACGUUGAAUCUGAGAGUGAGAGAAAAUGCAGAUGUUAAUGUGUAAUGACAGAUUACUCUCCCACCCACUUUACUCUCUCCGGUUGAGUUCCACUUCUCACCUCUGCAGGGCGCCACUGUUCCGCAGGGA
This is a messenger RNA of Hippoglossus stenolepis (Pacific halibut), 1119 nucleotides long. Its product is annotated as palmitoyltransferase ZDHHC23-A-like. The record is from RefSeq and is a predicted model, not a curated record. Gene Ontology annotation, molecular function: protein-cysteine S-palmitoyltransferase activity. The coding region runs from base 1 to 789 and encodes 262 amino acids. Lineage: Eukaryota; Metazoa; Chordata; Actinopteri; Pleuronectiformes; Pleuronectidae. The transcript is spliced from 2 exons. Gene Ontology annotation, cellular component: Golgi apparatus; endoplasmic reticulum. Gene Ontology annotation, biological process: peptidyl-L-cysteine S-palmitoylation; protein targeting to membrane.